GUUUAGGAGCAGUCAAUCAGACAAUCCCAGAUUUCAACUUCGGUUAGAAGUAAGCGGCAUGUUGUAUGAAAACCGGCAAAACACAAUUCAUAAAUCAUAAGUUGUAUUGUUAAAGACAAGACGUUUAUGCUUUAGGCUAACCAUGUUCAAUUCCAGAAAUUCCUCCAUUAAACCUGGCACAUCGCCAUUUAACAUGUCAAACCAGGGAAACCAAUCUAUGCAGACGAGAAGGGUGGCCAGCGUAUUCACUCCUCAAAGAAAACAGAAAGGAAAUUUUAACAGAUCUGCCCUUUCUACAUCUCAUGUUGUUGAAGAAACAUCCAAUUUCCGGAUUGAAAAAUAUGGCCUUUCCCUGCCAGUACUGAUUACUGAGGCCCUUACGUAUGCAGACAAAUCCACCCUAAUCAGUGUUAAAACUGAUGAGUCUGGCUGGGCAUGGCUAGUGGGUGGCAGAAAGCUGUUUGUCUGGAGACACAAACAGGCUCAGAGUGGCAGAAACAUUCUGUGUAAAGAGCUCACACUUCCGCCGAGUGACCUGGCUCACAGCGCUGAUAGGGUGUGCGUGAUCCCCAGUGGCAGUGAUGGCCAGACAGCGGCCUGCGUGGCCGUGUCACCGGAGGGCGUGGUGCGAUACUGGUCCAACAUCGCGUACGAGACCUCCUCCAUGGAGAUUAGCGCAGAACUGAAAGGGGAAGAGUGUGACACUGUCAUAAAUCUAACGCCCUACGGAUGUUUGCUUGCUACAACUACAAGCUCUCUUGUCAUGAUAGCAUUCACACCUGGGCAGAAUGCAGUCACAUGUCGGCCUCUCAAAUCAGGUCAGGGCAUGUUUUCUGGUAUUGGACGCAGGAUGUCCUCAUUGAUAUUUGGAGGUGGACAGACACAAGCCAUCGGAGCGCCUUUACAGUCAGUGAUAGCUGGUAACUUUGAAGAGGAUGAAAGGCCCUUCUAUGUACUGUCGGGCACACUGUUACAGAAGUGGGUUGUUGGAGACUACAACGUGGAACGAUUUCUGUACCAAAUAGAUGCGGAUCGUUUGUUCAAAGAAGAACUAGCAAAGACUGUAUGGAACAGGAACGCCAUACAGCUGUCCCAGCUCACUACCUGGUUAUUGGACAUGCAGCUUACCAGUGAGGGUGUGAUGUUGUUGGGAGCCGGUAUCAACCAAGAGUCCCAACCCAUUGUGCAUUACGCCAUAGCCACCAUUGCCACGGAGAGCAGUGGAACACCUUCCAAGCUGGAGUCCUUCAAAGUGCUCGAGUUUGUUAAGCGAUAUGAGGAAGAAAAGGAGACGGAGAUACUUGGAUAUAAAUUGGUGGUUCCAGAGAACAAGCAGGAAAUCAUCUACCUGUAUGAUGACUCCUUGAUCGUCAUGGAAAGUGGUGCUGGAGAACCAUCAGAAGAGUUGCCUGCCCCUGGAGGUCGACUGCUGGGAGCCGGUAUAUGUGACAAUACAGCUAUAUUCUUCUCAGUGACACAAGGCUUUAUCAGUGUCGUGUCCACACAGAGGCAGGAGUUCAGCAUCCUAGAUGACACCGCUCAAGAAAUUGUUUCCAAAGCAGACAUUGGUCAGAUGACGGCCAGUAUGGCACAGAUAGAAGAACUUAGCAUGAGAGAUGAUCGGUCUGCCAAACUGAAGGCUGCAUUUCUUAGUGCCUGUAGUGGAAACCUGAGAAAAGCUGAAGAGAUGAUUGAGGAGUUAUUCCCCGAUGAACCAGUGGGUAACCAGUCUACAGAGAUAGAUAGACUGGUUGCUGGUCUGAGUCGAGACCUUAUUGAUGACUAUCCAGCAUCCGACCCACGCUGGGCUGAAACCAGUAGACCUGACACAGGUAGCAGCACGUCAUCCCUGAUAAUCCUUCAGCAGCUAAGGGACAAGCAGAAAGCACACGAGUACAUCAUAAACUUCCUCAAGAAACUCCAUCUCUGGGAGAAGUUGCACACAAUCAAAGUAGGGGAAGGUGUGAUGUCCACGCGUCAGUUGCUGUGCCAACACGCUGAACAACUGGAAGCUGCUAUAGUUCUACGAGAAAUGCACGCAGAGUAUUCAACAGUGAUUGAUCCAGCCAUACGCAAGGUCCUAUCAGCUAGAGGGCAGCAGGCCCUGCCUGGGUUGUCUCCCCACGAUAUCUUCUACAGGGAGGUUUCCCAAGUUCAGGACAUAUUCGAAGCAUUGCUGGACUAUGAGACUGACAUCAUGAAGGGAAACUUCACACCUGCCGACAUUAUCAUUAUCAUCAUCACUGUCAACCCAGUACUCGAGGCGAUGCUCCAUGCGGCCUUGCAGCACCGUGAGAACAGGUUCAGCCUCUACAGCAGUGCCCGAGAUCUGAAACCGAGACCAGAGUUCAUACCCUGGACCUCCACCACCGGCACGUCUGGGACACGUACCAUUCUACUGAAACAGAUUCAGCUCACCCAUCAGUCUGGUAUAGCGGAAUGCCGUGAUGUGGAGACGCGCUCCCAGCUCUUCCAGCAGGUGAUGGGUCUCUCGGACGUGAUCCUGGAGGGCUACACUGCACAGAUUGCCUCCCUUGUGGACAACCCUGACAUGGCUGAGUACAGGAGCCAGCUACAGGACCAGUUUGCUCAACAGAGACGGGCUCUCAUAGCACCAUUCUUGGAGAAUGACCAGUUUGAGAGAGCUGGUUCCCUGGCUGAGAAGUACUGCGACUUUGAGAUGCUGAUACGUGUGUGUGAGGCUACAGGGAACCAGGACAGGGUGCAACGCUACCAGACACAGUUUGCUGACAAGGGCUUUUCAGAUUUUCUCUUCUCUUGGUACAUGAAGGAAGGCAAGCAAGGACGUCUGCUGACUCUGCCGAUACCCCAGCACACACAGCUCCAGAGUUUCCUGCAGAAGGACGAGUUUGGAUACCUAAAAUGGCUGCACGACAUUGAGUGCAAGAACUAUAGAGAAGCUCAUACAACGCUUCUGAAUCUUGGAAGGAAUGAAGAGACCUAUCUUGCAAAGAAAAAGACAUUGUUAAGCCUCAGCAAGCUGGCAGCGUUAGCCUAUGGAGAUGACGAUGAUGAGAUAAAUGCCAAUAUUAGAGAUAUCAACGAAGAACAGGAGUUGAUUCUAAAUCAGGAGCUUCUUCCAGUGGAACUACUCGAGCAAAUGAAUGUUGAUGCUGAACACAUGAAAGUCCUGUCUCCAGUUGAAUUAAUACAGCUGUACAUCUGUGAUGAGAACCUGACGGCCACAGAAUAUGACUUCAAGAAGGCCCUCGACCUCAUGCAGUUCAUUGACGCAGAGGAUCCUGCCAUUGAUUAUGACGACAUUCGGACCAGCAUCUGGUGUCGUUCUAUCCUGAGAGACAAGGCCAGCUGGACCCACACACCUACAGGAGAUCCCCUGGACAGUGUGAGGGACACCAUCUUCUUCAAGACUGUCUCACUGGCCAUCACAGACGGCUGGGAACCACAACAAUUUCUACCGGAUAUUCACCUGCUUUUGUCAUCGGAGAUCCUGGGUGGGCUGGGAACCAACAAACAGCUACAGUUUCUACUGAGGGCAGUGUAUGAACUCACGCAGACGGUCAUACAAUGAACAACUUGAGAGAAAAAAGAACUUAUGAGGUCAUGUGGAGGUCACAAUUUUGUGAAAAUAAUCAUUCUGUGUUCAGACCACAACAGAUAAUUACGUUUGGUUUAAGGAAGAACAAUGGAUGCGUUUUGAAAAGAUUUGUUUGUAAUUGUCUGCUUGUCCCAGUAAUUGUACAGACAAGAGAGAUUUUGUUAGAACUUUACUUGUGUAAUAGCUGUGGAGUUAAGCGGCUAACAAGGAUGAAAAGUCUUCAAGCAAUAUAAGAAUGCCACCAUGGUUAUUUGUUGAUGACAUGCAUGAACGGGCACAGCUUGGUGACGUCAUUUGCUGAUUGAGUGGGUCAUGUGUUCUCUCAAUAGAAGUUAAAUAGAAGUCAUAGAAGUUAUAUUGACACUUUGAAAAUACAUCCAACUUAUGAUGGUUUAAUAUUGUACCAUAGACCGAUUAUUAUUUUGGUGAUGUUAAGAUAUAUUCAAUUUCAAAAAAUGAAUGAUAUAAACAGUGUUUUGUUCA
Molecule: messenger RNA, 4063 nt
Organism: Dreissena polymorpha
Lineage: Eukaryota; Metazoa; Mollusca; Bivalvia; Myida; Dreissenidae
Product: nuclear pore complex protein Nup133-like
Exons: 34
Coding region: 143-3553 (1136 amino acids)
Biological process (GO): poly(A)+ mRNA export from nucleus; transcription-dependent tethering of RNA polymerase II gene DNA at nuclear periphery; protein import into nucleus
Cellular component (GO): nuclear pore outer ring
Molecular function (GO): structural constituent of nuclear pore; protein binding
Source: RefSeq, a predicted model, not a curated record